Messenger RNA from Argentina anserina (silverweed cinquefoil), 1101 nucleotides. Its product is annotated as auxin-induced protein AUX28-like. Gene Ontology annotation, biological process: regulation of DNA-templated transcription. The transcript has 5 exons. The coding region runs from base 119 to 865 and encodes 248 amino acids. The record is from RefSeq and is a predicted model, not a curated record. Gene Ontology annotation, cellular component: nucleus. Gene Ontology annotation, molecular function: protein binding. NCBI's taxonomy places the organism in Eukaryota, Viridiplantae, Streptophyta, Magnoliopsida, Rosales, Rosaceae.
GAGGAGAGAGAGAGAGAGAGAGAGAGAGAGAGAGAGAGAGAGAGAGAGAGAGAGUUUUAGAGAGAAGUAUAAGGAGUUGUUGUAGACUUGUAGUGAGAGAAAGCAUUGAGAGGCUGAGAUGGAGACAGAGCUCAGGCUAGGGCUUCCAGGAGGAGGAGGUGGUGAAGGAGGAGAUCAGGGAGUGGUGAUGAUGAGGAAGAGAGGCUUCUCUGAAACCGAGAGUGAGAUCACUACUGAUGAUGAGAGCAGUGCUUGUGUGGAUUUGAAGCUGAAUCUUUCUUCCAAGGAUGGUAGCAUCAGCAGCAGCAGCACUUCUGAGAAGUCUAAGAGUUUGAUGAUGAACAAGAACAAGGAGAAGAUCAUGGAUCUCCCCGCCGAUCCGGCUAAGCCUCCGGCCAAGGCACAAGUAGUGGGUUGGCCUCCGGUGAGAUCUUUCCGGAAGAACAUGAUGAGCACACAGAAGAGCAGUACCACUGAUGAAAGCAGCAAGGCUGGAGGCAACGCAGCUUUGGUGAAGGUGAGCAUGGAUGGUGCGCCUUACCUCCGAAAGGUCGACCUGAACAUGUACAAGACUUACCCUCAGCUCUCAGACGCCCUAGCCAAAAUGUUCAGCUCCUUCACGGGCAUUGGUAACUGUGGAUCCCAGGGAACCAUUGAUUUCAUGAAUGAGAGGAAGCUGAUGGAUCUUCUCAAUGAUUCUGAUUACAUCCCAACUUAUGAAGACAAGGACGGUGACUGGAUGCUUGUCGGCGAUGUCCCUUGGGAGAUGUUUGUUGAAUCAUGCAAGAGACUGCGCAUAAUGAAGGGAAAGGAGGCUGUUGGUCUUGCACCAAGAGCCAUGGAGAAAUGCAAGAACAGGAGCUGAAGAACUAGCACAGUGAAUCUCCACAGCCUGCUCCUUUGAUCUUGUCGCAGCUGAUCUAUCCUCACGCGCAGAUGGAUUGAGCAGGUUGUUUGGACGCAUGCUUGAUUAUUUUCCAUGUAAUAUUUGUUUUUCAUGGUUUGAUAUAUGUAAGUAAUUAAAGUGAGAUACUUUUGAGUUCUUAGUUUUCAUCAUGGACGUAUUUGCAUCUUCAGUAUGUUUGAGGACGGCUUGAUCUU